Etheostoma cragini (Arkansas darter) is the source of this 283-nucleotide messenger RNA. RefSeq names its product interleukin-17F-like. Gene Ontology annotation, cellular component: extracellular region. NCBI's taxonomy places the organism in Eukaryota, Metazoa, Chordata, Actinopteri, Perciformes, Percidae. Gene Ontology annotation, molecular function: cytokine activity. The annotation marks the transcript as partial. The transcript has a single exon. The record is from RefSeq and is a predicted model, not a curated record.
CGUCUCCCAUGACGACACGCUGUUCCCCCCCGUGCUGGCGGAUGCUCGCUGUCUGCUGCGCGGCUGUCGGGACUCGGAGGGCCGCGAGGACCUGAACCUGGAGUCCAGACCCAUCAUGCACCAGGUGCUGGUGCUGCGCCGGGUCAAGUCCCCGGGGGCGGGGGGGGCGGGGGGGGCGGGGGGUCACCACUUCCGGUUGGAGUCCCGCCUCCUGGCGGUCGGAUGCACCUGCGUCCGAGCCCUCGUCCGACACCAAGACUGACCAGGAAGUGGAUUCAGAGAC